CGUCCUAGCAGCAUAGUAAGGGUCACUACCCCCACUCAAUACAGAGAGAGAGAGAGAGAGACCGGCACAUUAAACAAACACCUAGGGCUGACAGAACAGCGAAGACCGUAAUUAAACCGCGCGUCUUUGCUCCCCGACUACAAAACCCUCCCUCACCCCCAAACUGUGCUGAGGACACUUGGUUUAACGUCGUCUAAAUAGGMUUGACAGUGCGAGGAGGGUCGCUUGUCUCCCAGGGGAUUCUGCGAAGCAGCGUCCUUAGCCGGGUUGGACCCACUAGGCUACUAACUAGCCAGAUCUGAGGGACUCCAGACAGAACAGAGUCCACAAACUUCUGACUACCUGAAACCAGAACCAGGAAGUAAACAACACAGAAAACAACAACAUCAUGAAGACCUCCAUCGUCUUCCUCCUCCUCUCGCUCCUCGCCUCACUCUCUUGUUCCCAGAGCGACUCUCCGGAACUCAUCGUGACAACGCGGGCAGGAAGCUUACGRGGCAUCCGCCUACCGACGCCCGACAGGAGUCACGUGACUGCUUUCCUCGGCAUCCCAUUCGCCGAGCCCCCGCUGGGCAAGAAGCGCUUCCGUAAGGCGGAGCCCAAGAAGCCGUGGUCGGGAGUGUUCGACGCUAGCUCCUACCCCAACGCCUGCUAUCAGUUCAUUGACACCUCUUUCCCCGGGUUCCAAGGAUCUGAGAUGUGGAACCCGAACAGGGAGAUGAGUGAGGACUGCCUAUACCUCAAUGUCUGGGUCCCAACCUCCCCCAGACCUCACAACCUCACCGUAAUGGUGUGGAUCUACGGUGGAGGCUUCUACAGUGGCUCCUCGUCCCUGGAUGUGUAUGAUGGACGUUACCUGGCCCACUCUGAGAAGGUGGUGGUGGUGUCCAUGAACUACCGUGUCGGGGCCUUUGGUUUCCUGGCUCUUCCUGGCUCUUCGGAGGCCCCUGGGAAUGUGGGGCUCCUAGACCAACGCAUGGCCCUCCAGUGGGUCCAGGAUAACAUACAUAUGUUUGGGGGCAACCGCAAGCAG
Molecule: messenger RNA, 1033 nt
Organism: Salvelinus sp. IW2-2015
Lineage: Eukaryota; Metazoa; Chordata; Actinopteri; Salmoniformes; Salmonidae
Product: acetylcholinesterase-like
Biological process (GO): choline metabolic process; acetylcholine catabolic process
Cellular component (GO): plasma membrane
Molecular function (GO): acetylcholinesterase activity
Source: RefSeq, a predicted model, not a curated record